Molecule: messenger RNA, 1172 nt
Organism: Photinus pyralis (common eastern firefly)
Lineage: Eukaryota; Metazoa; Arthropoda; Insecta; Coleoptera; Lampyridae
Exons: 1
Coding region: 297-818 (173 amino acids)
Source: RefSeq, a predicted model, not a curated record
UCUUCAGAUCUAUUUCAUUUUUCCAUUUUGUUUCUGUUUGGUUAAUGUACGAGUAGUAUGUCUUACUCGAAGUCUUACUGGACGCCCCUGUAUAAAACGCAGACGUCAUUUCUCACGGGUUAAACAAUAAUCAAUAUAACAUAAGAUGAGAUGAGUUCGUGUAGGGGUGACCCCGUGCACUCGAAAUUCGACCAUCACGCCAUCCCCCCAUUGGAUGAAAGGGGGAUGAUAUUAUUACCAGAGAGGGUGGCGCAGUACGACUUCUUUCCGCUAGUUACAUCAGUUUACCAUGCACAAUGUAUAUAAAUAGUCAAGAAACAAUGCCGCAGUGUUUUGUGACGACGUGCCGCAAUUACCACGGGAAGACUCGCGCGGCGACUUCCAAAGUCGUCUACCACAUGUUUCCGUCUUCCCCAAGUCUGGCUUCGAAAUGGACGUCGCUGUGCGGGCACGGGAAGAGCGUCAAACGUCCUCAGUAUUCGCGUGUGUGCAGCGAUCAUUUCUCGCCGACGUCCUACCGAAGGGACCUGCAGCACGAACUGCUCGAUUUGCCUUUGAGGAAGAGACUGAAACGCGACGCGGUGCCCGAUAGGCAUUUGCCUAGCAAGGCCGAGCAUCUGUCGUGCCGAUCGAGCAUGCGAAUCGCGCAAAAGUUGUCGCUCAAGUCGUCGGGUAACUUGAAGAUGGACGCCCUCUGUGAGAAGGGCAAGGUGGAGUUCAUGAUGAAACUUGAUUUGGGCCAAAACGGGAAGCGAGGUAGGAAGAUAGUUGCAAAAGGAGAAUUUAAAGAAAAUUUGAAUGAACAGAACUUCAGGUAAGAUUGGAAGCCGUCAAUGUAGUGCUUUACCCACAUCUGGUGUUAGAUUUACCCAUUUACAGGAACGGGUGGUAGUGCUGCUGUGUGCUUGCACGGUAUACAUCUUAAAGUACCGAGAUACCGGCCUUGAAGGAGGUGAUAACUCCAAUUUAGUAGCUAGUACUUUCAAUUCGCAUAAUUGGCGCUUAAUUAAGGCCUUGUACACAAAAUUAUUAUCUAUGACUGACUCAAAAUUGGGUCAGGUAUACGGUCACUAUGCGCUUUGAAGCGUUCAUUGUGCGCUCUCUGAUAGAGAGUAAGUACCAGAACUAAAAUUUUUUGCAAUGGCACAAAUUAGUGCAUGGUCGGUGCCUAG